UUCUAUGAUUGCUGCUACAUUUGUAUUAGUCUAAAAUCUUAUCUUAUAUAUAUAUGGUUUUCCAUAAGCUUCUCUAGCUGCUGCUGCAUAUAUAUCUCAUACAUCAAAAAAGUGAAAGUUUGAGAAAAUGAAGAAUAAUAAUAAUUCAAAGAGAAGUGGUGUAAGAAAGUAUCACAAAUCAGAACAACCACGCUUGAGAUGGACACCUGAACUCCAUGAAUACUUUGUUCAAACUGUUGAAGGUCUUGGUGGAAAACAUAAAGCAAGUCCAAAACACAUUUUGAAUAUGAUGCAAGUGAAGGGACUAAGAAUCUCACACAUUAAAAGUCAUCUUCAGAUGUACAGAAACGUUAAGGGACAGAGGAGUCUUGCACCAAUACUGGAAGAAAAUGCAAAAUUCAAUAAUCAUUCAACAUGUUCCACUUAUUCGCCCCAAAGAUCGAGGAAUAUCAGUCAAGAACAUCAGACGUUAUUCAACAAAGGACUUUCACAAACAAGUGAAAUGGAUCAUUAUGAUCUAAAUCAGGAGCCAGAGUCAAGUGCAUGCUUUCUUAGUGAUAUGUCAAAUGAAGAAGGGAAUAGUAGGACUACAAAAUAUCUAAAUCUCCCAUUCCCUUUCAGUUCUCUGUUAAUCCCAGUGCCAGUGGUACAUAAUGAUCAAGGCAUACAUUUUUCUUCACCAAAUUCAAUAGAUAAUUCCUUUGUUGACUCCAGUUCUAAAAAAUCUAAUGGGAGCGAUUAUAUAAACUUAGACCUAUCAAUUUGAAUAUAUUUAUGUAUAUAUAAAAUUUUCCAAUUUGCAUGUAUUAAUACUUAAUAUUAUUAGGUAUGUUGUAUUAAUGGUAGUUUAG
This is a messenger RNA of Trifolium pratense (red clover), 851 nucleotides long. Its product is annotated as myb family transcription factor MPH1-like. The transcript is spliced from 5 exons. The coding region runs from base 128 to 766 and encodes 212 amino acids. NCBI's taxonomy places the organism in Eukaryota, Viridiplantae, Streptophyta, Magnoliopsida, Fabales, Fabaceae. Gene Ontology annotation, molecular function: DNA-binding transcription factor activity; DNA binding. The record is from RefSeq and is a predicted model, not a curated record.